AUGAAGCCGCAGCAUCACCAACAGCAGCAGGUGAAAGAAGGCGCCCGCGCCCGCCUCCUCGCGGGGACCCCGUCGCGGCACGACGCGCCGGACGACGACGUCGACGCGGCGCGGACGGUCGUCACCAAGGGGUGCGCGACGUUCUGGGUCGGGGAGGAAGGGGAGGCCCCGCGGCGGGUGGCGGUGCCCGUGGCGCGCCUGGGCCACCCGCGGAUGCUGGAGCUGCUCGGGGAGGCCAGGGAGGAGUACGGCUUCGCGCACCGGGGCGCCGUCGUCGUCCCGUGCGCCGUCGAGCGGUUCAUGCGGGCGGUGGAGGAGGCCUCGGCGUCGGCGGGGAACAGGCACGGGCACCGGCACGGACACCACCACCACUUUCGCCUGCCUCACGUUCACAUCGCCCGCUGCUUUAGGCCGUCGCACGUCGUUGCUUAG
Miscanthus lutarioriparius is the source of this 432-nucleotide messenger RNA. NCBI's taxonomy places the organism in Eukaryota, Viridiplantae, Streptophyta, Magnoliopsida, Poales, Poaceae. The record is from the annotation of a GenBank genome assembly.